Diceros bicornis minor is the source of this 5723-nucleotide messenger RNA. It is a transcript of the gene ASPNAT, whose product is annotated as N-acetyltransferase 8 like. Gene Ontology annotation, molecular function: L-aspartate N-acetyltransferase activity. Gene Ontology annotation, cellular component: mitochondrial membrane. Bases 134 to 1036 code for a protein of 300 amino acids. The transcript has 3 exons. The record is from RefSeq and is a predicted model, not a curated record. Lineage: Eukaryota; Metazoa; Chordata; Mammalia; Perissodactyla; Rhinocerotidae.
CCGCCGCCGCCGCCGUUGCCGCCGCCGCCGUCGCCGCCGCGGGUCCGAGGGCGCCGCGCCCUUGCCCUGGGCCCGGGCUGUGCCCGCCCGCAGCCCGGCCCGCGUCCCCGCGCUGCGCCGCCCGGCCGGGUGCAUGCAUUGUGGGCCUCCCGACAUGGUCUGCGAGACGAAGAUCGUGGCCACCGAGGACCAUGAGGCGCUGCCGGGGGCCAAGAAGGACGCGCUGCUCGCCGCCGCCAUGUGGCCCCCGCUGCCCGCCGCGCCCGGGCCGGCCGCCGCGCCCGCCGCGCCCCCGCCCGCGCCCGGCCCCCAGCCCCGCGGCGGCGCGGGGGACGCGGGGCCGCCAGAGGGGCGCGGCGUGCACAUCCGUGAGUUCCGCCCGGCCGAGCAGGAGGCGGCGCGCCGCAUCUUCUACGACGGCAUCAUGGAGCGCAUCCCCAACACGGCCUUCCGCGGCCUGCGGCAGCAUCCGCGCGCACAACUGCUCUACGCCCUGCUGGCUGUGCUCUGCUUUGCCCUGACCCGCUCGCUGCUGCUGACGUGCCUGGUGCCGGCCGGGCUGCUGGGCCUGCGCUAUUACUACAGCCGGAAGGUGGUCCUUGCCUACCUGGACUGUGCGCUGCACACGGACAUGGCUGACAUCGAACAGUACUACAUGAAGCCCCCUGGCUCCUGCUUCUGGGUGGCUGUGCUGGACGGCAAUGUGGUGGGCAUCGUGGCGGCGCGGGCCCAUGAGGCGGACAACACGGUGGAGCUGCUGCGCAUGUCCGUGGACUCGCGCUUCCGCGGCAAGGGCAUCGCCAAGGCGCUGGGCCGCAAGGUGCUGGAGUUCGCUCUGGUGCACAAUUACUCUGCGGUGGUGUUGGGCACAACGGCAGUCAAGGUGGCCGCCCACAAGCUCUACGAGUCUCUGGGCUUCAGACAUAUGGGUUCGAGUGACCACUACGUGCUGCCCGGCAUGACCCUCUCACUGGCCGAGCGCCUCUUCUUCCAGGUCCGCUACCACCGCUACCGCCUGCAGCUGCGUGAGGAGUGACCGCUGCCCGCCUGCCCGCCUGCUGCCCCGGCUGCCCCAUCCGCCUGCGCCCGCCUGCCCGCCACCCGGGCCCGCUUUCAGACACUCACCUUGGUGUUUGUGUUGGGUUUUUCUUUUUUUCAACAUCACGUGGUUCUUUGGCUGGUUCUUGGGGAGUGUGGAGCUACUGCUCAUCUGUGACUCUUCGGGGGGGGUCAGUUGUUUGCAGCCACGGUCCCUCGCCCUCCAUAGCCCGCUGGGGCCAUGCCCUGAAGAGUGACAGCAUGGACUACCAUGUGCCCACACAGCUGCCCGGCCCGGCUCGAGGGGUCUCUUCCGGCCCACCACCACUGGGGCAGGCCCAGUCUUGCCCACCAAGCACAGAACCUCUGCAACGAGGCCCUUGCCUAGCAGGCCCCUGGCCACCAGCCAGGCUGUGGCUCAGCCAUUGGUCCCCAGGAGGCGUGGCCUAUUGGGCUGGCCGGCCACUGCCCUGUGGGGUGCCGAGCUGGCCGCGGGCCCCGCUUUGCUCUGUGCAUGCUGAGGAUGUGGCCUGGCUGCAGCAUGCCGCAUGCCCACAGCCUCCCGCCCUGCUGCCCUGUCCAGACUGGGCCCAGACUGGUGAACGCCCCUGGCCCCAGCCCUGAGCCAGCCUCGGGCGACCCACCUGCUCUCUGGAGGGCUAGGCUGUCCAUGCCACCCCUGGCUUCACCCAGUUCAGCUUUCCUUUGACAUCAUGUUUCCUUUUUUUCCUCUUGGGCCCACUCCUGCCUGCCCGGGCUUUGCUGAUUGGCGUCAUCACCCAGGUGUGGUUCCCAUAGCAACCUGUUGCACAGCCGUGUCAGGCCCUUCAGGAGAGUAGGGUGGGGAGGCACUUGUGGGGUCGCCUCUCCCCCAGUGCCAGCUAGAUCAUGGUGGCCUCUCCCAGACCUCACGGCUGAUGGGCUCUGCCCUGUGAAUCUUACUAACCCAGGCCGCUGCCGACACCACUGAGCCCACAGCUUCUCCCAGCCUGAAACUGACCUAUUUUUUAGUAAGUUAUUUAGACAGACUAGCAUUCUGCAUGACUUUAAUUCUUGGGACAAAAUGGUAGUUUAUACCUUAACACACACACCUGUGUGGUCUAGAAUAUGCACUAUUUCUGGCCCAGUUUGGUGGGGGUGGGUGGCCGGGUGGGUGGAGGGUUUCAGAGUUUGAAAUCUGGAGGGAUACCCUGAUUUAGCAUAACUUCUCCCAAAAGAGCACUCCUGGUUUAUGAGGAGGCUCUGGGCCACGCCAUCCAGCCCUGACCUGCAGGACUGAGGGCAGGAUGGGAGUGAAUUCCCCACAGCCUCUGGGUGGCAGAGUUGGGGCCGCUGCCUUCAGGUGGAGCGAGUGGGUCUCAUGAUCCACCGUGGCUCAGGGGGCCGGCUGUGCUCCCAGCCUCUUUCCUGAGGUCAGAGGAAGGGGCUCUUGGGUGUGGGAUGGCCUGGAGCAGGAGAGGAAGGUGGUGGUUGACAGUGCCCACGCGUCCAGCUGUAAGCCUGGACCUGGCUACAGUAGCAGGAGGGGCAUAAACGCCCACCAAGACUCCUUUGUUUGGGGUUUUGGGGGAGGGGAGAGUGGCAGGUGUGGCGGGCCACAGAUCUGGGUCCCACAACUGGGACCACGGAGGGGACAUUCUUAAAAAGGCGCUUUGGAAAUUAGCAAAUGAAUGAAACAUGCCCAGUGCCUGAGGGGCCUUUCGUGCUGUCAGCAUUCAGGAUGUUUGCAGAACACUGUACAGACCCCGCUCUCCCCUGUACAUUUCUCCCUGGUGGUGCCCGGUCCCUGCUCGGGGAUGGGAGUUUUGUAGACUGUACAGAAAUUGGCACCCUAUUUUCUUGCAGCUCUCAGAUUUUGUUAAUCUGGAUUAUACAGACAGACGUAAAGUGUUUUAGCAAAAUGGAAAACAAACAGUUGUGCCUUUUUCCUCUUUCUGUUUGGUUUGGUUUCGGCUUGGGGGCGGACUUAGUUGGCAUUGGGCGUGUUGGGGGCUGUGGCUGGUCUGAGGCCUGGCCAGACGGGAAGGGCACGCGGAGGCCAUGCGGGGUCAGCUUGGUGGGUCGUGUCUUAUAAGAUGGUAGCUCGAGGACGCCGCCAGCUUCCUUUGAUCCUGUGCCUUUGGAGCCUCUGGUCCCUCGUGUGGGGGCAUGUGAGUGGGGGCUGUUGGAGCCCACUGAGGCCAGGGCAGAGCCUGGGGCCCUGGGGCUGCCAGUGUCUGGUUGAUGUUGACCAAAAUGCCUCGCUGGCGUUGCUCCUGGGCAGUGGUGUGGCCCUCUCCUGUCCUGCUGGCAUCUGUCUGUCCAUUCGAGAUCUGCGGGCUAGGUGGGCUGCUGUGUCUUCCCUGGUCGGAUAGCCCAGAGGCUAGCUGGACUCUCGACCUUCCUUUAUUGCCCUUAUUUUGCUGCCAGGACUCGGGAGAGAUGCCAGGAGGGGCGUAGCAGGGUGGCCACGUGUCCAGAACCCUGCUACCCAGCUGCUGCCUGGCCGCUGAGGUAGGCAGAGGCAUCUAUGUGCCCACUGGGCUGGGUGUGCACAGUGCCCAGGAGUGGGCCCUCAUCUGGCUGGUGUGUGGCUCCGUAGGCCCCCGAGGACCACUGGGGGGCAGAUCUCCCAUCUUGCCCCUGGGCUGGAGGCUGGGCGCGCUGGUUAGGGGGCCGCCGCCUCCCUCAGCCUAGGAGCUAACUACUCCGCAAACGUGCACUGAGAUGUGAAUUUUAUACGUUUGUAGAAAUUCUGAUGUUACUUCUUCUACCUCUGUGAAGUGUCCUCCUGGGGUCCUGCUCAGUGAGGUAUCUGGGCAGCUUCUCUGAGCUGGCUGCCCUGGGCCCCUUCCCCCUCCCUGCUGGCCUCCUGGGCCUCCCCCAGUGGCCGCCUGGUGAGGCCCAGGGAAAGCCAGCCCCGGACCCGGCCGCUGUGCUCAGGGGUCAGGGCUCCCGGGACUUGUCUGUUUGGAAGUCUCUGUUUUUGGAGCAGAAAUCGGAGGUGGAGUGUUCCAGAAUGUCUUUGUUAGAUGCGCCUGGAACACAGACCCGGUGGACAGCUCCAGGCAGUGGGAUCUGGGGCAGCGGAGGGCUCCAGCACCUCUGGACAGCCCUGUGCCACUGGGUCCUGGAAUAUGGCUGGUGGGCGUCCCUGGGGCAGCUCCCACCACCCAAGUAUGGGCUCUGCAGACAGCUGGCCAGCGUGGGUGGUCUGCAUGUGCUGAGGCUAGCCAUGUGAUCUGGCCCCAGGAAGGGCCAUGUCCAGCUUAGCCUCCCACUGCUGCCCUUGGUCGAAGGGGGCGGAGGGAUGGGGCCAGCCUACCCUAUGGAGGUGGGGCUGGCCCUGCAAGAAGGCUUGGGUUGGGAGGCCCUACAGACAUCUGGCCUAAGGCUGUGAGGUCCUUGGGCGGGCCCCACCUUGCUCAGGGCGUCCUUCCUUAGAGAAGACCCUUAGAGGGGACAGGGUGGGGCAUGCUCCUCAGGUGGCUUCCCCAGGUGUCUGGCAAGUGCUUGGGAGGCUCUCUGAGCCAGAGGGCCUGGCUCUGGCCUCUGGGAAUGCAGCAUGUUGGCUGUGCUGGGGCUGGCUGGGGGGUUGGGUGGCACCCCUGGGGCCACCUUCCUGCCAGUGUCCUGGCGAUGGCUGGACAGUGGCCCCUGAGCCCUGGGAGUCGCUGCCUCUCUCCGGCCAGGUGGGUGGUGGUGCUGCUGUGUCCUGUGUUACCUGCUGCUCCUGUGUCUGUUUGAAGCCGCUUCUGUGAAUCAGUUUUGGCCAUAGGCUCGUGUUCCUGUCCUGGUGGUUCUUUGGCUGAGGCUUUUGGGGUUUGAGUUCUGGGCAGAUCCUGGAAUAAGUUGCUCCUUGGUGCCAAGGAUGUGCUUCCAGUGGUGGUGUGAGGUCCACUGGCAAGUGGGCGGCCCAGGGCCUGGGGUGGAAGAGGAUGAGCCCUGACCUACCAUUGUUGGAUGUAUUUUUUUUUUUACAGCAAUAAUUAGCCAUUUUGAAGAAGGGGUGUGCCUGUGUGUGUGCGUGCACGUGUAUGCAUGUUUGUGCCUGUGUGUAUGUGCAUGGGUGUGUGCACAUGUGUGCCUGUGCUUGUGUGUGUGCGUACACUUGUAUGGUGACAGGGAGGGAACCUGAUGGCCAAAGGCCUCCUGCUCCAGCCAUGGAAGGGGAGGCCAGGAGGUGCUUGGCAGGGACGGGUUGGCCGCGAGGCCUGCGCUGAGAAGCAGGGUCCUUGCAGGUGGCCAUGCCCUGAGCUCUGCUGCUGUGCCACUCUCCCUUUUUCGGGGCUUGCCUGGGGCCCAGCGGACCUUGAAUGUAGUGCUCCUUCCCCCUCGCGAGGGGUGCUGGAAGGGCCUGCAUGAAAGAGGGGGGUGACCCAGGAUGAGCCUUUGCCUGGAUCUCAGCAUGUGGGGAGGGUGGCAAGGGUGGUGACACUCAGCCACACUGGCCGAGAUUAAAUUUGGUGACACGGAGUCACCUGGGCCAGGCUGUCUGACCACAGCUGCAUGGAUGCUGUGUCUUUGGGAGAGGAGAGCCCAGAACAUGUCACGGUGGCUGGCUUCACUUACUGUGGUUUACUGUUUGUGAGCCCAUGACUAUGGCGACUGUCCUGAGACCCCCAGGAUGUGCCAAAACAGCUCCAAGAGGGCCCAGAGGGGCAGUGGGCCAAGUUCCAGAGGAGACGGGCUGUGGGGCCAGGGGU